This is a messenger RNA of Drosophila takahashii, 579 nucleotides long. RefSeq names its product biogenesis of lysosome-related organelles complex 1 subunit 1 (gene Blos1). Lineage: Eukaryota; Metazoa; Arthropoda; Insecta; Diptera; Drosophilidae. The record is from RefSeq and is a predicted model, not a curated record. Gene Ontology annotation, cellular component: BLOC-1 complex. Gene Ontology annotation, biological process: endosomal transport.
UUCAUCUCUAGCAGAGCAGCUGAUCUGGUUUGUUUUGGCCAAAAAUUGUUUUUUCCUUGCUUUUGUUUACAAAGAAAAACGUUAAAUAUGUUGACUUCCAUGGUUAAGGAGCAUCACAAGGAGCAGGUGAAGCGGAAACAAGAGCAGGAGGUGCGUCGCAAGGAGGCCAUAGAAGCCUCCAACGAGCUGACCCAAUCCCUGGUGGACACCCUCAAUGUGGGCGUGGCCCAGGCCUACUUGAACCAAAAGCGCCUGGAUGCGGAGGCCAAGCAACUGCACAUGGGAGCCACCAACUUCGCCAAGCAGACGCACCAAUGGCUGCAGAUGAUUGAUCAGUUCAGCAGCGCCCUCAAGGAACUGGGCGACGUGGAGAACUGGGCACGCAGCAUCGAGGGGGACAUGCAUGUGAUAAACCAGAGCCUGGAACUGGCCUACAAAGCCUCCCGGGCGACACAGGCCACGAGUGGAACAGGAGAGGCUUCGACUUCAGCGGCAGCAAAACCAAACCCAAGUGCUACAUGAAAAAUUGUAGGUUUAGUCGCCAAGCAUUUUUCCAGAUAAUUCAUUAUAUGUUUAACU